AUCAUUUGAAAUGUCGACUUCAAUGGGAUAGGGACGUCCCAACGAUCCAGAAUAGCAUGGACUCUGGUGUAUUUCGGUGAUGGUGUUACGUGUCAAUUCUUCCCCAAAUUGGAAAACUAUAAUUUAGCAUCAAGGCAAGCGCUCACAUUAAACAUUUAAGAUGAGCGCAGCUGGGAAAAAGGCUAUCGGGGCACCGGGUUAUGGUGUCGUGGAAUGGAUCAGUACCGCAUGUCGAUUUGCUACAGAUAGAAAUGAUUUCAGAAGGAACCUUCUGGUCAACUUGGGACUCUUUGCAGCUGGAGUUUGGGUUGCCAGGAAUCUCUCAGAUUUUGACCUGAUGUCCCCUCAACCAAUCAUCUAGUGCAAGAACAGGAUGGAUAUCGUGAGAGGUGUCUCGGACCAAAAUGUCAGUCAUAAGGGACAAGAUCUUGGGCUUGUUUGACAUUGCAGGUGACUGCCAAAUGACUUUGCAUCAUAAAUAACAUCUUGUUAUUUUAUUUGUAGGUCAGUCAGGUCAAUUUACCUAUUAUUCAUUAGGGUUUUGAUCCUCUCGAACGUGGCCAUUUACUUUAUAUUUACUGUGUUGGCACAAAAUCAUUGUUUGUUGGUGAUAGUCUGGAAACUGGUGUGCCUGCCUGCUUAAUACAUUAUUAAAACUGUAUGACAUUGCUUUCAGUAUCUCAACAUUUUAUGUAAUUGUUAACUUAAUGCAAUAAAUAACCAUGUAAAUAA
This is a messenger RNA of Oncorhynchus keta (chum salmon), 732 nucleotides long. Its product is annotated as mitochondrial import receptor subunit TOM6 homolog. The transcript is spliced from 3 exons. The record is from RefSeq and is a predicted model, not a curated record. Bases 161 to 361 code for a protein of 66 amino acids. Gene Ontology annotation, cellular component: mitochondrial outer membrane translocase complex. Lineage: Eukaryota; Metazoa; Chordata; Actinopteri; Salmoniformes; Salmonidae.